Molecule: messenger RNA, 4580 nt
Organism: Ctenocephalides felis (cat flea)
Lineage: Eukaryota; Metazoa; Arthropoda; Insecta; Siphonaptera; Pulicidae
Exons: 17
Coding region: 81-4274 (1397 amino acids)
Biological process (GO): proteolysis
Molecular function (GO): serine-type endopeptidase activity
Source: RefSeq, a predicted model, not a curated record
GAGAAAUGAUUGAGGCAAGCAGAUCUCAAGCAAAAUGAUAUUAAUACUGUUGUUCCUUGCCAACGAAAUCUCUUAUAGAGAUGGCUCCGCUAACGACGGCGGCUUUAGCGCUGUGCAUCUUUGCAGCCUGCGCUGCCCACAGUCUUCCCGCACAAAACGAAAACGAAGAAUUCCUCAAAACCGCGGAAACAGUAAACGUAGGCUACUCAGCGGCCAACUCACUCGCAUAUUCCCAAAAUCAACAAAGCAACUUCAAACCAAACAGCUUAGAAACUGCAAAUGCCCCUUUCUGGUGGAUGGGUGAAAAUUCACCUUUCAGAAGAGCCAGUGCCAGCAAUGGUAAUGCGCCAACGUUCGUAACGAAGCAAAAACCUCAGUUGGAUCUGUCAAAUAAUCCGUUCUUGAAUGGAAAAUCGAAAUAUGAAGGUGGUGCUAAACCUGUUCAAGUAGUUAGCAGCCAGAAUACUGGAUUUAACCAACAAUGCGAAGUUUGCGUCAGUAAACAUUUGUGCCAGAAUGGAUUUGUUCGGGCUAAUGUACAAGGAUUGACUAACCCUAGAAAUCAGGUUCCGUUCUGUGAUUCACCUUCUCAAGUGUGUUGCGCUGUUGAACGCGAAUCCGCUCCAAUUGUUAAUGGGGCUGCGGUUACAGUCACAUACGACCAAGCCAGCCAAUGUGGACCACCGAAUACUAUGUGUGUGCCCUUCCCCGUUUGCAACUCAAAAGGUCUCGUUGAUCCUAGCGCUGGAAUUCCAAACAGAAAAGAGUUUAGAUACUGCUUAGGCCAUGAAGUGUGUUGUAUGAUCCCAGAAAACUAUGACGUGCCACUAAACUCUGCUUUCACUACUCAAUAUCCUGCCAUAGACAUCAGAUUUGGAGCUGAAGAUCAAUAUACUGCUGCUGGAACCCAAAACGUUGAAUCACAUGCUAAGUUUGAACAAGGUUCUUCCAAAAAUAAAUUCGGAGCCAAGCCUCCUCGUCAAGCACCUUCUUACACCUCUCAAGAUGAUGCUGAUGGCUAUCAAUAUACCAAACCCACACAAGGUUAUUUGCCAGCCGCUUCCAGCGUUGACGAGGCUACGAAGAAACCAUUCAAAGCUGAUGCCUACAUCCCACCUGUCGAUGAUGAAAGACAUUUCUCAGGCUCCAAAAUCUCCGCUGGCUCCAUCCUACCACCCAAGCGUCCAGUACCAGAAGAAGACAAACAAGCAGGCGGAACCAACAACUCACCAACUGUAAUCAGGCCACAACAACAAAAUGAAGUGGCGCCAGUUCCUCUUCCUCAACACGGUUGUGCAGCAGCUUUGAAAUGCGUCAACAUCGAUUUCUGCACAUUCGAAGGUGUAAUUUCAAAAUCUACUGUCACUCUUACUCCCAGGCAAAAUGAAUAUAGAGUACCACUAACGGAUUGUCUUCUCCCAGAAUCCACAAAGGAAUCUCCUCAAAUUGGAAAAUGUUGCCGUGACCCCGACUACGUUGACCCAUGGCCAGCAAGUCAACUUGGUCAAUACAACCCAGAUCUUGGAGGAUUUGACAAUGGACAAUACAAAGGUGAAAGAUACCAAAGCAAGCACAGGCAACAACCUCAAGUCAACAAUAAUCAACAGCAGGGUCAGUCAUUGUCUGGCAGCAGUUCUCAAGUUCAGCAAUCUCAACGAACUGAACAACCUCAUCGACCACUGCAACCACAGCAACCCCAACAACCUCAGCGACCACUGCAGCCCCAACAGCCUCAGCGACCACUGCAACCUCAGCAACCUCAACAGCCUCAUCAGCCUCAGCAACCACAACAACCACAACAACCACAUCAACAUCCACUUAGUCCUCAACCAUCUAGUCAGAGACCUCAGAGCACUGUCUAUCAACAUCAACAGCAACAACAAAAUACUCAGUUCCAACACACAACGCAAUUCCAACAGAACACUUAUCAAUCAUCACCCAGACCCCAGCAACCACAGUUCCAACAGCCAUCUUUCAAGCCCCAGGGCCAAAUUCAUCAAACCGGUUCUGGUUCUUUGAGCUCAAACUAUCAUCAAACAAAUGUUCAACAAACUCAGUUCCAACAAAAUAACUUCCAGUCAUCACCUAGGCCCCAAGUACCACAAUUCCAUCAAAAUACUUUCCCAACUACAUCAGUACCACAAUUUCAACAGAACACUUUCCAGACAACAUUGAAACCGCAUGUGCCACAAUUCCAACAGAACACUUACCACAGCACUCAACAAACUCACUUCCAACAAUCUACUCAGGUACCACAAUUCCAACAGAACACAUUCCAAACCACACCUAGACCUCAUUUUAACCAACCAUCUCAAAGACCACAAACACCACAAUUCCAACAAAAUACUUUCCAGACGACAUCACGUCCUCAAUUCCACCAAUCAUCUAAAACACCACAGACCCCGUCAUUCCCUCAAGAUACAUAUCAGUCAUCACCUAGACCACAAUUCCCGACUACUGCCAGACCACAGUAUACGCAAUUCCAACAAUCAACCACCGGCCAAUAUCAAUCAACAUACAAACAAGAAUUCCAGACUACCCAAAGACAAGACUUUAACCAGUUCCAAACUAGUCAAAGGCAAGAUUUCAACCAAUACCAGUCUACGCAAAAGACAAACUUCCAACAAAAUGUUUUUGAAUCUAAAUUCCCAACUACGCCAAGGCCACAAUUACCACAUUUCCAACCAGACGUUUCAUACACAGGAAACUCUGGACAAAAUGAACCACCAAAGAGCAGUUAUGACGUACCAGAAUAUUCGGCUACCGGCAGCAGGAACUGCGGUUUCAGAAACACGAACGCCUCUCCAAUCGGUCCGGGCCCAAUAGAUGGUUCUUUCGGUGAGUUCCCUUGGCAGGCGAUGGUCCUCUUACAGACGAACAAAUCUCUUCUUUGCGGAGGUGCUAUCGUUGAGCAAGAUGCUGUUGUAACUGCCGCUCAUUGUGUCAAUGGAUUGAACCCCAACGAUGUCCUGAUCAAGGGAGGUGAAUGGAAAUUGGGAGUUGAUGAUGAACCAAAAACAUUCCAAAUUGUGAAAGUAAAAUCAAUUUCUUUCCAUCCUGCCUACCAACCAACUGAUUUGUUGUACGAUGUCGCUAUUUUGCAUCUUGAGGAAAAAUUGAGAUUCGACACCCACAUUGGUUCCAUUUGCGUGCCAGAAACUGACCAAGAACCCGAACAAAUCGUUCAAGAAAGCAAAAAGUGCGUGGCUACUGGAUGGGGUAAAGAAACUCUACAAGUUCACCUGAAGGACAGCAUCAUUCACAAACUGGACAUCGAUCUGUUGCCGAGCAAUCAAUGCGAAAAUAGGAAAUCGUACUACUUUGGCGCGAGCUUCGACCGCGAAUCCGGUUUCUGCGCUCGGCCCACCGACAGGGAGGAGAACAUCUGCGAAGUCGACUACGGAAGCGCUUUGGCCUGCGAGAAAGACGACGGAAAAUACUAUCUGCAAGCCGUUUACUCAUGGGAUAGCGGUUGCCAAGCCAGCGAGCAAGUAACAUCAUUCAGUAAGAUCGACUCUGCCUGGUUGAGGAAAACUUUAAAAAAUCCACAAGAAAAGAAGCGAUACCCCACACCAAAGCCACAGAAACCUCAAUCCCAAUCAACUCAACCCGCCUUCGAACAAACCCAGAAACCUUAUCAACCAACACAACAAACAUUCCAGCCCCAAAAGCAAUACCAGCCAACUCAAGCCACAUUCCAGGAGACGCAGAGACCUUAUCAACCAACAUUCCAAGAUACACAGAAACCAUAUCAACCGACACAGACUACCUUCCAAGAAACACAUAAACCAUACCAGCCCACCCAUGGAACAUUCCAAGAUACACAAAAGCCAUAUAAACCAACUCAGGCUACAUACCAAGAAACUCCCAAACCAUACCAACCAACUCAGGCUACAUACCAAGAAACUCCUAAACCUUACCAACCAACCCAAGCAACAUAUCAAGAAACACCAAGGCCUUAUCAGCCAACUCAGGAUAGGUUCCUUGAAACACAAAGACCAUAUCAGCCAACUCAGGGAACACAAAAACCUUAUCAGCCAACUCAGGCAACUUUCCAACAAUCGCCAACGCCAUUCGAGUCUUCUCGAGUUACAUCAAGGCCACAGUCACCAUUUGAAGUGUCAUCAAAACCGCAAUUGAACUUCGAAUUACCAAAAUUCGAAGCACCUCAACCACAAGCAACAAGUGAUAAUUUCUUGAGGCCGCAGGAACAUGAAAAUCCAUUCAAAGGAUCGGCAACACAGGGUCCAAUGUACUUACCACCUUUACCAUAAAAGGAUGGAUUUACAAGUAACUAAUUUUACUUCAUAUUAGAAUAGAUAGCACGGCGUGCGUAAAUUAUUCAAAGUAGUUUUAUGUUUACCGCGAAUAUACUCAUUUUAUUUUGAAAGUUACUUAAAAUUCGUGAAGCUCAUAUUAAAUUCACUUAUUUUGAACGAUUUUCGAAGAUUAAAGAAUUUAAUGUAGAAUACGUACUCAUAAUCUGUAGCCUUAUAUAUUAUUAAUAAGCUGUUAUGUUAUAAGAGAUCAUAGUUUUAUAUUUAUCAUUCUAAUGGAGUGUGAUCUUGUUUGAAUAAUUG